AAUGAGUUCGAUUAAGCUUAUUGAUACAGAGGAAGAAUUUAAUUAUAUCUUAAAACAUGCUGAAAACAAACUUGUUGUUAUCGAUUAUUACGCGGAUUGGUGUAAAACUUGUUCAGAAAUUGAAAAAGUAAUAUAUAAAUUGAGUCAGGAAAUGAAUAAUGUUGUCUUUGGGAAAAUAGACGUUGGUAGAAGUGAUUUGGGAGUUGAUCAUGGAAUUUCUAAUCUUCCAACACUAAUCUUUUACAAGAAUGGAAUAAAGAUUAGUGAAGAAACAGGAGCAAAAGAUCUUGAGAAAAGACUUCUAAACACUAUAAAUCAGUAUAGUAGUAACUUUUCAAUAGUUUGA
Molecule: messenger RNA, 346 nt
Organism: Dimorphilus gyrociliatus
Lineage: Eukaryota; Metazoa; Annelida; Polychaeta; Dinophilidae
Source: the annotation of a GenBank genome assembly